AUGAAGGUCCUGGCAGCUCUGAAAAGCAACGUGGUAUAUUACGUGAAACACUUGCAACUCGCCAAAUCAGUCGCGUGUAAAACUGCUACUGAAAGACUGAGUAACGACUUUCCCGAACCUUUUCGUUCUAAGACCAGAAAAUACAACACUUUCCAUUGCCAGCCCAGCGUGUGUUCUUACCUACCAGCACCCGUAAACCCAGAGCGCGUGCGCGGGCCGGCAGCCGCGGAAAUCCCGCGAGAUUACCCAGCUGCUUCGGUCUUCCGGGGGAGCCAGCGUAGGUGCCGGAGUUCUGCAAGCAUGGGGAAGGUGAACGUGGCCAAACUGCGGUACAUGAGCCGCGAUGACUUCCGGGUCCUGACCGCGGUUGAAAUGGGGAUGAAGAACCAUGAAAUUGUUCCCUGCAGCCUGAUUGCGUCUAUAGCCAGCCUGAAGCAUGGUGGCUGUAAUAAAGUCUUAAGAGAAUUGGUGAAGCAUAAGCUCAUAGCUUGGGAACGUACUAAAACUGUCCAGGGCUAUCGGUUGACAAAUGCUGGCUAUGAUUACCUGGCUUUGAAAACACUGUCUUCAAGACAGGUAAUUGAGUCUGUUGGAAACCAGAUGGGUGUUGGCAAAGAGUCAGAUAUUUACAUUGUAGCAAAUGAAGAAGGAGAACAGUUUGCACUGAAGCUUCAUAGACUGGGAAGAACCUCCUUUCGAAACCUCAAAAACAAACGGGAUUACCAUAAGCACAGGCAUAAUGUUUCUUGGCUUUAUUUAUCUCGUCUCUCUGCCAUGAAGGAAUUUGCGUAUAUGAAGGCAUUAUAUGAGAGGAAAUUUCCAGUUCCAAAGCCAGUUGAUUACAAUCGCCAUGCAGUGAUCAUGGAGCUUAUCAAUGGGUAUCCCCUCUCUCAGGUGCGUCAUGUUGAAGACCCUGCGUCAGUCUAUGAUGAAGCUAUGGAACUGGUAGUCAAGCUGGGAAGUCAUGGGCUGAUUCAUGGAGAUUUCAAUGAGUUCAACCUCAUGCUGGAUAAGGAUGACCACAUCACCAUGAUUGAUUUUCCACAGAUGGUUUCCACUUCCCACCAGAAUGCUGAAUGGUAUUUUGACAGAGACGUUAGAUGCAUCAGAGAGUUCUUCAUGAAGCGUUUUGGCUAUGAAAGUGAGCUCUACCCAACCUUUAAUGAUAUUAGGAGGGAGGGCUCCCUUGAUGUUGAGGUCUCUGCCAGUGGCUACACAAAGGAAAUGCAAGCAGAUGAUGAACUGCUCCAUCCGGUAGGUCCCGAUGACAGAGUUACUGAAACAGAAGAGGAAUUUGACUUCUCAUUUUCUGAUGAAGAGAUGUUAGAAAAAGCCGAAGUUUGGAGGUCAGAGACAGAAAAGGCACCAAACUCAGUAGAUGAGUCUGGCAGCUCCUGUUGCCGCUCCCCUGCAGACGGCAAGCAGAUAAAAGAAGAUGGCGCCUCAGAGGGGAGCACUGAUGGACCCAGCUUUGAAAUGACCGAAUUAAGUCAGGCUGUAGAAGAAAUGAAACUGCCUGUUCUUACACACGGAUCUGUUACUGAGUUUUCUGAGGAGAGCAAUAGAACUGAAAGCGAUACCAGACAUGAUGGCCAGACAGGUCAGUGCAGAAGCCCGGCUGGCUCUGAGGAGGAUGAGGAUGACUACCCCCAUCUGAUUGCCUUGUCAUCACUGAACAAAGAGUGCAGGCCUUUCAGAGAUGAAGACAGUAUGAGGAGCGUUGCUCAACAUCGAACAAGAACCCUGAGUGUUACAUCUGCAGGCAGUAUCCUGAGCUGCUCCACCAUCCCUCCAGACCUCGUGAAGCAGAAGGUGAAGCGCCAGCUGACAAGGCAGCAGAAGGCAUCUACCAGACGCCGGCUGCAGAAAGGAGAAGCCAGUGUGUUCACCAAGCAGAGGAGGGAAAACAUGCAGAAUAUUAGAUCGAGUUUGGAAGGAGCCAGCUUUUGGGGAGACUAAUACAUUUCUGUGAUAUAUGUAUG
Messenger RNA from Acomys russatus (golden spiny mouse), 1982 nucleotides. RefSeq names its product RIO kinase 2 (gene Riok2). Lineage: Eukaryota; Metazoa; Chordata; Mammalia; Rodentia; Muridae. Gene Ontology annotation, cellular component: nucleus; cytosol; preribosome, small subunit precursor. The transcript is spliced from 11 exons. The record is from RefSeq and is a predicted model, not a curated record. Gene Ontology annotation, molecular function: protein serine/threonine kinase activity; ATP binding. Gene Ontology annotation, biological process: maturation of SSU-rRNA; protein phosphorylation. Bases 1 to 1959 code for a protein of 652 amino acids.